Morone saxatilis (striped sea-bass) is the source of this 2810-nucleotide messenger RNA. It is a transcript of the gene kptn, whose product is annotated as kaptin (actin binding protein). The transcript is spliced from 12 exons. Gene Ontology annotation, cellular component: actin cytoskeleton; KICSTOR complex; lamellipodium. The record is from RefSeq and is a predicted model, not a curated record. Gene Ontology annotation, molecular function: actin filament binding. NCBI's taxonomy places the organism in Eukaryota, Metazoa, Chordata, Actinopteri, Moronidae. Gene Ontology annotation, biological process: actin filament organization; cellular response to amino acid starvation; negative regulation of TORC1 signaling. The coding region runs from base 328 to 1668 and encodes 446 amino acids.
AACGCACCUUCUACCAAACCCGGAUGUUUUGCUUCACGUCAGUUUGCUCGAGCUGUUUGGAGUCAGUGAAAGUAACGGACACUGUAUUUCUGCCUUCACAAUACAAUACGAUAGGUUAUCACUGAACCAAUCGUUAAUUUUAAAUAAGCUGUUGUUUUGAGUGUUAACAACAUUUUGAAAUGAGUGGCGUAAACCUCAUUUAGCUAGCCUGACGCUGUCGUGAGUGAAGUUGGAGACCAGAGCAGCCUCAAGGCGAACAUGAGCAGCUUUAAUUCUCGACAUUUCUGAUAAAAAACAACAACAGUGAGUUCAGUUUCGUCCUUCAGGAUGCUCCGAGAGUCGUAUCCGUUCGUGGAGGACAGUUUCAGCCGCUUCCCGUCGCAGAGCAACGUUUACGGGCUGUGUCAGGCCGGGGAGCAGGAGCUGCUGGCGGCCACUCUCAAAGGGAAGGUGGUGUGUUUCAGGUACCAGGAGCUGCAGCAGAAAAUCCGACCUGUGGCCAAAGAGGUUCAGUUCACCUACAUACCAGUUGAUGCAGAGAUCGUAUCAAUCGAUGCCUUCAACAAGUCUCCACCCAAAAGAGGUCUGGUGGUGGGCAUCACAUUCGUGAAGGACUCUGGUGACAAAGCCACACCGUUCCUGAAUAUCUACUGUGACUAUGAGCCCGGCUCAGAGUUCAACCUGGAGUCUAUUGCACAAAGCUGCCUGAACCUGGAGUUGCAGUUCACGCCCUUCCAGCUGUACCACACAGAAGUGCAGUGUGACGAUGGAGGCAGAGAGACAGUAUUCCUGCUCAGUGGUCAUGACCAGAGGAUCCACCUGUACAAGGAGAAUGCCUCCCUCCACCAGUUUGAGGAGCAGCCAGUGGAGAGACUCUUCCCUGAACUACAACAGCUGCCAAGCAAUGUGCUGUGGUUGGAUGUGUUGAGUAUAUCUGGUGGCCGGCGACUCUCAGCUUUUGGCUGUCAGAACGGCUGCGUUGGACUGUCUCUGGUCGACCAGACAGGACCAGAGGUUUUGCAGAGCUGGCGGUUCCAGUUUGACAGUCCAAUCUCUACAGUGCUGCUGUUCCCUCUGAGCUGCCCAGCUGAGCCCAACCAGCCCAGCGGAGGGAAAAGUGUGGAAACGGAAGGCUACAACCUUCUGGUAACCAGCACUAUAGAGAUGGCAGUUGUCUACAGAGAUGUCCAGGAGCGAGGCUUGUCCCACCCGGUGUGCCUCUCAGAGAGUGACCAAUGGGACGCAGUGCUUUGUGCUCUGGUGAUUGACCUGGAUUUUGACGGGCAGAAGGAGGUGCUGUUGGGAACAUACGGGCAGGAACUUCUCUGUUACAAGUUCCAGCCGGCAGGUAGCGGACGAGACGGACAGUUUCAGCUGCAGUGGAGGCGGAGCUUCAAGAGCCCUUUGCUGUCCAUCAUCUACCUAGACUUGACUGGGGACGGUUUGAGAGAGCUGGCUGUCCUCACACUAAAGGGACUGCAUAUCUUACAGCACACUCUUACCAGCACUGCUGAUUUGGUCCUUGAGCGGCUCGCCCAGAGGGUGUCAGCGCUGACAGCCGGCUCUGAGAUGGAGUCAGCCGAGGUUCAAGACAGAGAAGAUAAGGAUGCUCCAGCUCAAAAAGAGGAUGUGGAAGUCCCGAUGGUUCAGACUGAAGUGAUGGUCUAAUGUGAAGGAUGUCCUCAGGGGUGUGUGUUCCUGAACAAUUACAUUUAGGCUACAUUCACACUGCAAGUGCUCAAUCUGAUUUAUUGCACAUAUCUGACUUUUUUUGUUUGGCUGUUCACAUUAUUUUUAAAAUGUGGCCCGUAUCAGAUUCCAGAUUCUAAUAUUGGAAAUGGAAGCCACAGAAUAUGUGUACUGUUUCAUUUAUAGGUUGAUGUGCAGUGGAAGCCAGCCAGUGAGCAGAUGAUAACAAGGACGGAGACAAGGAGAAAGAGAGACACAUUUUGAAUUAAGGCUGUUUGUGAAGCUAACGCUGCCUCUUUCGUAUGGAGGUGUGUGUGAUGCUGAGUCAGAGCAAACACAGACCAGUUACCAAGUUUUACUUGUACAUAACUGUCACCCCAAAUACUUAUCACUGUCCCUCCACUGACAGUCUCCAUUGCAGCUGAGUGACUCCUGCCAGCACAGAACUGUGACAAAUGUAGAUCCAGAGUGAUGUAAAAGUCACAUGAAUUCUGAAAUGUGACUGAGGCCGCAUUGCAAAAACAAAUCAGACCUGUAUCUGAUUUAGGGCCACAUAUGAAAUAAAAACUAAAAAGAUCAGAUUCAAUGUUAUUUGUGCUCUUUACACUGUCAUUAAAUGUGGGUCACAAAUGAGCACACAAAGAUCUGAUUUGGGUCACUUUUGUCUGCAGUGUGAACAUAGCUAGAGAAUCAAACAUCACAUUUGCCACCUGAAACAGUAACACACUGCCAUGUGGUUGAACACUGACUGUAGGUCAGUGGUUCCCUACCAAGGGAUUGGGACCCCCACUAAGGGUCGCCAAAGCUUCAUGGGGGGAUGCUAGGCCUUCUUGAUUUUCAGGGGUUUUAAGGACUAUGUUAACCUUAAUAUUUCAUACUUUUUUCUUGAGCAAACUAAAUGAAAUUGUUAUUUUUAAAGUAUAGAUUAUUAUUUAUUAGUAAACUUUGAAGACCUGAGCACAAGAUAUAUUCAGACAGCCUUCAGUCUCUCAUAAACAGCCUCAUCCUGCAUUAGAAAAGUUAAAACAACUAAAGAGCAUAGAACAAUGGACAGGAGUCAAGAAAACUCUGAAUUUGUCCAAGAAGUAGCCCAUUAAGUAUGUAUGACUGUUAAAUAUAUA